Molecule: messenger RNA, 654 nt
Organism: Suillus subalutaceus
Lineage: Eukaryota; Fungi; Basidiomycota; Agaricomycetes; Boletales; Suillaceae
Exons: 3
Coding region: 1-654 (217 amino acids)
Source: RefSeq, a predicted model, not a curated record
AUGUCUGAGCUCCCAACGGACCAUUCUGGUCUGGAAUAUAUCAUCAAUCAUGUUUUUUGUCCUCUCAAAUUGCCGCAAGCGAGCGACCAUACCCUUCAGAACGACUUGGCCUUAUCUCAGGCGGUCUUGGAUGCUGCUCAAGCUUUCAACGACCAGCUGCCGUCCGAUAAGCAACAGCUUUGGGCGAGCAGCUUUAAAAUGCUUCAGAACCUCCAAGAUUCAAUCAGAUUCAGCGUAAUGUCUCUAAAGGAAGUUGAAUCUCAGAUCAAUGCCAUGGACGACGAAGAUGUCCUGGUAUUUAUGAUUCGCGCCCAAAAUGCUGCGGUGGUCAUGAGAAAACUUGAAUCUGAGACCAUAUUUGAAUCAUUCGAGAUCUCUCCUGACCCCGCCGCACGACGUGCAGAAAAGCUGAUUCCACUGUUCCCGAAGAGAGGGACACAACUCACCCCCCGGUAUAUCACCGAACUCCUGACCGGUAUACUUCGUGGCCUCGGGAGUAUCGCUGAUGUUCCUCGCAUCCGCAAGCGCAUCGGAGAUGACGUGCUGUGGAACAACACGAAAUUGCCGUGGAGGCGGUCUCCGCUUUGGCUUGUCAUUCGCGUUGCUUUACAGACGACUCUGGAGGCGCAAUGCUCUUGGACGAGCGACAUAUAA